Messenger RNA from Phycodurus eques (leafy seadragon), 2374 nucleotides. RefSeq names its product glutamate-rich protein 6. Bases 242 to 1693 code for a protein of 483 amino acids. The transcript is spliced from 13 exons. NCBI's taxonomy places the organism in Eukaryota, Metazoa, Chordata, Actinopteri, Syngnathiformes, Syngnathidae. The record is from RefSeq and is a predicted model, not a curated record.
UACACGCUUUGUGGAAACGCCCCCUCCAUUACGCGACACACGCCUCGAAGACUCGACACAUAUCGUAACAUCACUAAUAAGAAGGAACCAACCCAAAGGUUCCAGCCACAAAAUGUGCAUCGAGGCCUCUCUCCGUGACAACAGACCAAAGUUCUUCUGCUGCUUAAACGUUCCAGAGCAGCCACCACAUGGCAUGCUUGAUCCUCUUGUGCUAAAUGUGUCUGCAGGAUAGAAGCUUUGCAUGACAAGCGACUGCAGUCUGGCGAGGAAGAAGAACAAACAGAAAAAGAUGAGGUCCAGCUUUUCCAAAAAUGCAGUUGCAAAGUUAGAACAUGAUAUCUGCGAGCUCCUCCGUGACCUGAACAACUAUGCUUUCUGUGACACACCCACCCACUGCAUUCGAGCGGGAGUCCUGAGCUACCACCGCGAGUCUGACAACCCUCGACUUGCCAUCACAGCCGCCCAUUUAGAGGCUCCAUUCGAGUAUCCAGGUAAGUGUGAAUACUGCCACCGGAACGCCCGGCCUGUGCUGGAUGUGAGAUGGGAAGACGAGCUGGAGGCGGUGCCGGGCUUCUGCUGUGCCCAGCGCAAGAUGCUUUGCAUGGCCCUGGUGAGGAAAAGGCCUUCGGUAGAGGCCGAACUGGAAGAGGAGAGCGUGAGGCCCAAAGACAAGCCCUCCGACUUGGCAGAGGCGCUGCUCAGCGGCAGAGAGAAGAAAAACACAAAAAAUUUUACAGACCUCUCACGUGGACUAAUGGAGCUAGCAGACUUGAAGAGAGACGACGACGCCUCCCAAAAGGCAGAACCCACCCAGGAGACAAAGAUCCUCAGCUUCCGGCUCGCUGGUUCCGCGGAAGAGGGAGGUUGGACGCUCAAGAAUGUGCCCGAGAACGUCGUGCAACUCAAAACGGAGGAGGCCAGAGAGUCCAUUUGUGACCACAAGCCGCCUCUGUUUGGCAUAUGUCAUUUUAAGGAUGGGGAAUUUCAACAGAAGUUUUACAUGGAUGGCAAACCCUUUCUCAACAUGUUCCCAGAUGGCUCUUCUCAGCUCUUUUAUCCGGGAGAACUCUUGGCUCUAGUGUUUGUUAUCACCAAAGACAAGGAAAAGGUUUGCAUCGUGUAUGACAACAACCACGUGACGCCCCACGGAGCCAUCAGAGCCAUCUUCCAGUCUAAUGGCAAGGCAACGUGUUACCACAGCAACGGAAACAUAUGGUUGAGUCUAAACAGAGCUGGCGGUCAGUGUUUGGACGAGACUGGCGCCAGGAUCCGUCGCUGGAGCUGGAAAACGCUUCCUCCCCCUCACCUGCCUCCUCUCUUCCUGUCCCUCAAUAAGAACAUUGGGGUGCGGGUCCUGGGGAAGGAUCAAAUUUUUGUCUCCUUCCUGGCUAAUGGUCAACAGGCACGGUGUAGUGUGGGUAGCUGCAGCGCUCAGUGUAAAUGCACAAGACAGAUGCCUACAAGCGGACCAUCGCUGCUGAAGGACGAGCUGUUUGUGCUGGCCGCCCGGGUGAAGAUCCACCUGUGUAUCCAGCAUCUUAACUGGAGUUUUCUGACACCACUGCACCAGAAGAGCACGCCGGCCCCAAGCAUCCGCGUCUUCGGCAAAAAACUCCUGGAAAUCAGCACCAACGUCCUGAUGAGCCAGCACGAACGAGCCUUCAUCAGGGGCUGCCUUCAGGACUGUCUCUAAUAGAAGACCCCCGCUGCUUCAUAGUUACAAUAGGUUUUUAAUUCAUCAUAUCAACUCAUUCCAAGUUAUGCAAAUAUAAAAAUUACUCAGAAAUCAUAGCAAAAACGUAGUCUCUCAGUGUUAGUUGGACAACAGCAUGACAAGUUUUUUUUUUUUUUUUUUAACAGGGCUUAGCUACUUUGACAAUAACCUUUUAGUAAUUCUACAGGGUGUUCAGAAGGUCACUGCAUUUACCCAUUAUUAAGACAUGUUUCAAUAUAGACAACAGGAGGUACAUAAUCUAUUCAGUCUCGUAACUAUGUGUGCACAUUGCACGUAAACUAUAAAGACAAGGUGGAUCCAAAGUUUGUGUCCACUUAUUCCUCCAACGUAGGCAAAAAGGAGGAAUUAGCACUGAAGUGCAGGGAUCCCUGACUUCAGCCCUGGAUUAGCAGACCGCACUCUUUUCUGGAACGGCUAACGUCUGGAUAAUGUAUUUAAGUUGACAAAGCCAUUUACAAGCUAGAAUAUAUCCACUUUAAAUUUUGACUUGUUUCAAUAUAGAAUAUAGGCGGUACAUAUGUUUUCUAUAUUAAAACAUGUUUGUUAAUAAAAAAUAAGUGCACAGUGACUUUCCAACCACCUUGUACAUUUGGCUCAGUGGUAAAAAUGGCAUUUUAUUAAAGACUACUGUAUACGCAA